Ilex paraguariensis (yerba mate) is the source of this 1755-nucleotide messenger RNA. The record is from the annotation of a GenBank genome assembly. NCBI's taxonomy places the organism in Eukaryota, Viridiplantae, Streptophyta, Magnoliopsida, Aquifoliales, Aquifoliaceae.
UAUGUUUGAUUUAUUUGAAUUUUGUGGAAAAUGUGAUAUUAAGAAAUGUUAAUGCGAUACUUUUUGCUUGAUCAAGAAAGUUAUUAAGGUUGUGUAAAUGCUGAGUUUCUGUUUUUACCCAUCCUUAGGAGAAUAUUUUCUUCAUAAUAAUUUUUCUUUCUUGGCUCAAUGAUUCAGGCUAAGGUUGCAUCUAAAUAUAAAACCUUCUAAUAAUUCUGCUGUAUUUAAUUGUUGGUUUGCUCUUUUAUUAGGUUAUGGUCUCUGCAAAGGAGGAGCCGGAUGUCACUAUUCCUCCUGCUAUGGAUGGUUUGUUAAGGGUUCAUAAACGUAUCAUUGAUGCUGAAACUGAUCCAAAUCAUGCCGCAGCUGGUGGAAUUGUUUGCACAAGGCUACUUGUGGCAGCCACGCAAGCUGGAAGCUUGAUUGGGAAACAGGGUGCCACUAUUAAGUCUAUUCAAGAUACUUCUCAUUGUACAAUUCGAGUGCUGGGAGAAGAAAACCUGCCAGUUUUUGCCAUACCAGAUGAUAGUGUUGUUGAGAUACAAGGAGUGUCUACAGGAGUGCACAAAGCAGUUGAAUUGAUUGCUACCCAUCUCAGGAAAUUUUUGGUUGACCGUAGUGUUAUUGGAAUAUUUGAAAUGCAACCCGUUGUUAAGCCUAGUGGGUUGGAAAUGAUCUCUCAAUGGUGUAGACAUGAAAAAGCACAUUAUGAUCAAAAUGUUAUUUCCUCUUCCCUGAUCAGAUGCAAAUGCCGAAUGCUCGAGCAAAUCAGAACAUGCCCCCACCCCAAUCCUGGGGCCCUCCUCCUCAAGUGGACCUGGUUUGUGCCCAAUCCUCCAUAUAUGCAGCCUCCACGUCAAUUUGACAAUUACUAUGCACCAGCAGACAUGCCUCCUUUAGACAAGCAGCCUCGUCAGGGUCCACCUGCUUUUGGCAGAGAUGCAUCUAUGGGAGCUCAUACGACAAGUAUGCAGCCGCAGCAGUCAAUGGUCACAAAGGUCUCGCAGAACAUGCAAAUUCCUCUGUCGUAUGCAGAUGCUGUUAUUGGCACCUCUGGCUCAAAUAUUAGCUAUAUUCGUCGUGCCAGUGGUGCAACUAUUGCAAUACAGGAAACAAGGGGUGUUCCUGGGGAGAUGACUGUUGAAAUAAAUGGAUCUGCAUCGCAAAAUUUUAUUGCUGAUGCUGCCAGUGCUGCACAAAACCCUGCCGGUGGGCCACCUGGUCAAGGCUAUAAUUCAUAUCCUUCUCAUGUUCCUGUUUAUGCAUCUCCGCCAUCUAAUGCUACUGGUCAUACUGGCCAUGCACCUGCUGGAGACUAUGGUUCUGUCUAUGGAGCCAACUAUGGUUAUUGAAGAAGCUGACAUCUAAUCUUUUAGACAGGUGAAUAACACUUUGGGGCAACUGAAGAUACUUGAUGUCUGAAGAUCCUUGAUUUUUGGAGUUCCCCAAAGUGUGAUCACAGAAUCGAAGUUGUUUAACUGAGAAUGUGUUCCAAAUGUUUGGUUCAAGAAGGGUAGUUUGGUAAAUUACAUUUACAUUUUAUAAUGACAUGAUGAAUUUUUAAGGUCUACUUUAAUGGAGACUGGCAAAGGGUUAUGUGUUACAUGCUCAUAAAUUUCAGGAUGUCUAACUGAAGUAUCUCAAAUGUGAGGUUUAGAUGAUUAAGUGAUAAAUUUUGGGGGUCUGGAUGUAAUUUAAUCCUAUUUUUUUAACACGAGACAAUUUCAGAAAUGUGAAAAAGAUAACCAGUUUUAG